AUGUGUGUAUGUGUGCGUGUGUGUAUGUGUAUGUGUGCGUGUGUGUGUGCGUGUAUGUGUGUGAAGGCGUCUUCUGUGGCCCGGCUUUGUGGCCGGGCUCAGUCUACAGGGAGCGACCUGGCGGAUGCUGACUCGAGGUGGAGGCCAGAUCCCCGCCACUCGAGUCAUGUCGGAUGUGCUUCAGGAUCGGGGCAGGAAGCGCUUGGCUCCACGCCACACCUGGAAGAGACCAUGGAGCAGCAAGAUGACGAGUCCCUGGAACCCCUGCAGGCCUGUGUGGAGAACUUUGUUCUACCCCAGGAGAUGAUCAUUGAAGUGGAGGGAGAAGACGCUGGGUCACUGGACAUCAUGCCUCCGGAAAGCACAGACUUCAAGAUUGUGACUGUGGACCUUACGGAGGAGGGACAGAGCACGUGGAGCAAUGCCCAGAGAACCCCAGAGAGAACUGUGCUCCUCGAAGGCCACAGGGACCUGUGGGACUUGCCAGCUGUACACGGAAUGGAAGAAACAACCUCAAAGCAGACAGUCUUCGAUGAAGAACCAUCCCAUGGAUUGAAGUUAGAGGGGUUGGCAAGAGACCCUUGGCUGUCUUCAUGUGGAGAAGUCCGUGACUGUAAGGAGCAGUUGGAGAAACAACAGGACAAGCAAGAGGAGGUGGCCUUUACCCAGGCUACAGCUGGUCCUCCUGAUACUGUCUACAGGGGUCAUGACCUUGACAGGAGUUGCCUGAGUACCAGCCGGCCUUCAUUCCCCAUGACAUCCCUCAGAAAUCAUUUACAUAAACAGGCAUCACAUGUUAAAAAGUCACAUCAAGGUGAUGUCGUUGCAAACAGUCACCAAAAGAUCAGUGACAACGUGGAUCUCCUUGACGAUGACAAAGCUGGGAAAGUUCCACAGAGCUUUCACCCCACUCCGUUUAUAAGAACCCCCCAAGGAGAUAAAGCCUAUGAAUUUAACGGUCGUGUCCAACCUUUUAGCCAAGGUGUGCCCCUAAAUCUAAACCAAAAGGUUCAUUUGGAAGGUAAAACCUUUGGUUUUAAAGGGCGCGGGCAAGUUUUGAACCAUAACAUAGCUCUCAAUGAGCAACAGACGCUUCUUGUUAAAGAGGGCCAGUAUAAAUGUAGUAAAAGCGCCCCAAGUCCGUCUCUUCCUCAAAACAUGAGAAACUACUCUGAGGAGAAACGCUUUGAAUGUAAGUACUGUGGCAAGUCCUUCAGCUGGAGCUCGCAUCUCAUUGCACACCAAAGAACCCACACGGGGGAAAAGCCGUACAAAUGCAACCUGUGUGGGAAAUUCUUCACCCGGAGCUCACACGUCGUUUCUCAUCAGAGGAUUCAUACUGGAGAGAAACCGUACCGGUGCAAUCUGUGCGGGAAGUCCUUUACCCAGAGGUACGUUCUUGUGGUGCAUCAAAGAACUCACACUGGCGAGCGCCCUUAUGAAUGCACCCAGUGUGGGAAGUCGUUCCGCCAGAGCUACAAACUCAUCGCACAUCAAAGAACCCACACGGGAGAGAAGCCAUACGAGUGCACCCAGUGUGGGAAGUCGUUCAUCCAGAGCUACAAACUCAUCGCACAUCAGAAAAUUCAUUCUGGAGAAAAGCCUUACGAGUGCAGUCACUGUGGCAAGUCCUUCAGUCAGAGCUAUAAGCUGGUCGCCCAUCAGAGGACUCACACAGGAGAGAAACCCUUCGAGUGCAAUUACUGUGGGAAGUCGUUCAGCUGGAGCUCCCAGCUGGUGUCUCAUCAAAGAACCCACACGGGAGAGAAGCCUUACGAGUGUAACGAGUGUGGCAAGUCCUUCAACCGUAGCUCACACCUUGUCAUGCACCAGAGGACUCACACUGGAGAGAAGCCCUAUCAGUGCAAGCAGUGCGGGAAGUCCUUCAGUCAGAGCUACGUCCUGGUCGUCCAUCAGAGGACGCACACGGGGGAGAAGCCCUACGAGUGCGCCCAGUGUGGGAAGACGUUCAGACAGAGCUCCUGCUUUACUCAGCAUCAGAGGACUCACACCGGAGAGAAGCCCUACGAGUGUAAUCAGUGUGGGAAGACGUUCAGCCUAAGUGCCCGGCUUAUCGUCCACCAACGAACGCACACUGGGGAAAAGCCCUACAAAUGCAGCCAGUGUGGGAAAGCCUUUAUCAGCAGUUCGAAGCGCAGUAGGCACCAGGCUACUCACAGUGAGGAGACCUGUAAGUCCUAACCAGAGUCCAGGAGUCCUCAGCAAGGACUCCUGUCAGUCCAGUCCUCUCAAGUUAGGUCUGAAGGAAUGCACUUGGCGGGAGUGACGGUGUGAGAAGAGUGCACACAGACCCUUUCCUUUCCCCUGUGUUGGUGACAGGAGUAAGGCCUUCAGUCUGACAGAUGAGGAUAUGAGGCCCCUGGAGAAGAAAAGCCCUUACAUGCCAGCAGGGGUGAUCCGAGAAGGCCACCUGCUGACUGGCAGAAGUCGUUUCCCAAAGCACUGUGUGUACAGAGAAGGCAGAAGCUAGACUUAGAAAAACUGAAUGUUAGAUCAAAUACUGCAAGCUUAGUGCAGAAGCCCUCUGGUUUGUGAGUUCUGGCCUGGUCCUUGAGAGCACAGCUUCUCUGUUGCAAAGCUGACACUCUGUAAAUUUAGUUUAGGAGGAACGUGUUCGAAAAUGCUCUUACUUAGGAAAGUAACUGCUGGCCACCAGCUUUGCUCUCCUGCUUCUGGCUCUUCAUGGUACUGGGUGGCUGAGCCCCGACCUCCCACCACAGCUCCCCAUGGUGAGUCUUUGUACCUAUUUACUUCAGGCAGACGAGCCAUUCGAUCCCUCAUUUCUGCAGGCUUAACCAGUCAGCUUCCAGUCAUAGCCAAACGUAAGCUUGUUUGGAGUACCCUACUGCUCUUCAAAGGAGCGCCUUUUCUAGCUCAAAGCUUUGUUUGCCCUUCUGCUGUCCUCACUAGUCAUUCCGUGCCGUCAAGAGACAACAUAGGAGCCACUGCCUCAGAGUGACAGGUGGCCAUUGAGUUGUCAGGGCCCUAGUCCCCUAAAUCAAGCUCAUCUUAGCCACAGAACGGACUCCCUUGCCCUCAAAGCCCUCCACAGUAUUGCUGUGGAUGCUGGCCAUGAGCUACAUGUUUCAGGAAAUCCACAAGCAGGGUUAAGCUUGGACCAGCGUGGAGGGAAGCCCGUGCUAAAUGCCCAUCACUAGUGAGGCUGGAUCAAGAGAAUUGUUCAAAGCCAGCUUGUACUUCAUAGCAAGACUGUCUUGAAAGAACCAACAAGCUCGUCCCAUGUGUACUCCGGCAUACAUACUAAGUGUUGGUUCUUUUCCCUGAAGAAAGAAAGCACUCAGACCCGAAUCUCAGAGAACCUAAAUCUAAAACCAAUGGCCUUUCCUAAAAAAGACUUAAGUGAACCGUUGACUGGUGGACGUGCUGUGGUGACUUAGACCUUCUACUGGAUCAUGGUAUUCGACCGUGUCCGUCUGCGUAGUUGCCUGACUGGUAGUUUGUUACCCGUUUUGUACACUUCUAUUACAAGUGCAGAUUUUCUACAAUUAAGGUAAAUGACCAAUUGAAAUGAAACACAUGUCAAGAGUAUAGAGACUCUGUGGAACCUCCUUGAGAAAAUGUUUAUGUAGAGCCCGCAGUUGAAAAGGGAUAAUAGUCUAUUUAUUGAUACUGUCGUUUACGUUGUUACCUCUCGGAGAUGCAUGAUGCGCUAUAACAUGGUACAAGGAAUAAAAAUCUAUCAGAAGCAAAAAAA
Grammomys surdaster is the source of this 3736-nucleotide messenger RNA. Its product is annotated as zinc finger protein 180-like. Gene Ontology annotation, biological process: positive regulation of reciprocal meiotic recombination; regulation of immune system process; regulation of cytokine production. The coding region runs from base 1 to 2202 and encodes 733 amino acids. Gene Ontology annotation, cellular component: nucleus. NCBI's taxonomy places the organism in Eukaryota, Metazoa, Chordata, Mammalia, Rodentia, Muridae. The transcript is spliced from 5 exons. Gene Ontology annotation, molecular function: recombination hotspot binding; RNA polymerase II cis-regulatory region sequence-specific DNA binding; histone H3K36 methyltransferase activity. The record is from RefSeq and is a predicted model, not a curated record.